CAUGCCGUCGCGCCGAUGUCUCUGUGCAACAAAGCUAAUUGUAAAUCCGCUAAGAGCAACUCGGUCGACGUGGAAGUGCACGACGCGCAUAUCGGCAAACAAAUGUCGAGGACGUUGCUAUUCCUGACUAUCGGCGUGCUCGCGAAGGUGUUCGGAUUACCCAACGGAGCACCACCGGAGACAUGCUUGCAUCUGACGCCACGCCACCCCGGCAGCUCCCUCCAGUCGUCGUAUCCGCCUUAUCAGGUGCUACCCGCAGCCGGACAAGGCAGGAUCCGACUGAUCCUCGGGAGUCCCCAGGGCCUCGCGUACGAGGGCUUCAUGAUAUUCGCCAGAGACAUCGACACCGGGGAAUACGUAGGCGAAUUCGCGAACCUGCCCGAUUCCGCGAAGAUCGUCGAGUGCACGCAGGGCGUAAAGAAUGGCGUGACUCAUGUGAAUACCAGCAAGAAGCAGAAUCUUGAGUUUGAUUGGGAGGCUCCGGUUGGUUACGAGGGUACUAUUAUCUUCAACUCCACCUUCGCUCAGGAUUACAGCACGUACUGGGUCGGUGUGGAGUCGCCUCGAGUCACCGUUCUUAAACGAUCUAUCGACGUGUUGACCACACCUACGCCCAUCACCACCUACAGGACCACCACACCGCCGUACCACAUCCAGACCGUCGAUUAUACGACGAAGGUCGAGGAGGAUCCGUUCUACACGGACUGCAGCAGCACGAAGAAUUGCUUCGGCGCACCUGCCGGCUGCGUGAAAAGCAAGGACUGCAUCGCCGCGGUGGCCGUGAUCGUGCAGGGCGACCAAUAUAUAUUUGAGCUGCAGGCGCAGAGAAACGCGAGAUACGUCGCCGUCGGCCUGUCGGACGACAAGAAUAUGGGUGACGACAGCGUAGUCGAGUGCACGAACGAGGGUGGCGAAAUUGCGUUACACAUGUCUUGGAAUUCCGGAAAGCGUAAUACGCGCCAUAUGACGCCGGAAGGUGCGGUCCAGCUUGAGUCCGGAACGGCGAAAGAUGACGUGAUCUACUGCAAGUUUCGGCGGGAUAAGCUCACCGCUGUUCAGGGACGAACGUAUGACCUCGUCAACACUCCGUACCAUCUCCUUGUGGUUGCCGGCACGAAACUCAGAUCGAACGGCGUCGACUUUCACGACCUCGUCUAUCUCGGGACCAGCGUCUCCAAGAAGCUGUCCGACGUUGGGGAAUGGACCGCGGCCAGCGACAUACUGAUUCGCGUUCACGGCGCGCUCAUGUUGGCCUCGUGGAUCGGCACGGCCUCCAUCGGGAUGCUGCUCGCGCGAUAUUACAGGCAGACGUGGGUCAAUUCCCAGCUGUGUGGAAAGGACCACUGGUUCGCCUGGCACAGGUUCUUCAUGGUGCUUACCUGGUCGAUGACGAUCGCGGCCUUCGUCAUAAUAUUCGUGGAGCUGGGCACAUGGAGCAGCGCGACGAUACACGCCUCUGUCGGCCUGGCCACUACAAUUCUGUGCUUUAUUCAGCCCUUCAUGGCGGCUAUGAGACCGCAUCCCGGCGCACCACGAAGAGCUCUUUUCAAUUGGGUCCACUGGUUCGUCGGUAACGUGGCGAAAAUCUGCGGCCUAAUCGCGAUCUUCUUCGCGGUGCGACUGAACAAGGCCAGACUUCCAGAUUGGGUUGAUUGGGUUCUUACCGCAUUCGUGGUAUUCCACGUUCUGAUUCACCUCAUUCUUACGUUCCUCGGAUGCGCCUCUGACAGACAAGCCAGUCAGAGAGUGAAUUCAUUCCCAAUGAAAGACAUGCAUUCUCGUGGAUCAAUGGUGCACCCGGAUGCAAGGCGAGACGCCCCGCACUCCGGCAUGCGGAAGUUCAUUUUCGCUGUGUACUUUGUGGUUGUCGCGGCGUUCGUCGCGGCCCUCGUGGUGAUCACCGUGUUAGCACCUAUUGAGGAGACGUGGGCCACCUUCACCAACACCAUCUCGAAUUACUGAGGUCGCUAAUCAACGUCGCGGCGGUGGCACACACAGACACACGCGCUCACACGGUCGUGCGCGUGUCAUCGCGCGACACGUCGCAGCGCGAAGGAAGCUCUCGAGCGCGGAGAACGCGGCCACGCGGCGAGUUUGUCACGAGCCGAACGUUGUGUUCACGGGUAACCUCCCGUAUGCAAAUUGCUGCGAAGAAUGCGCAAAUCUACGCGCGAGGAUGCAAAUGGGACCACGGCAGCGCGCACACGAGAACGAGAACGAAAGGAUUGGCGGCGCUGAUUGUUUUUACUCUUCUUCUCUCUCCUCUUCUCUCUCUCUCUCUCUCUCUCUCUCUCUCUCUCUCUCUCUUUCUCUUUCGCAUUUAGACGUUCACAUUAUUGUCUGUUCUUGAUUAUAUUUGAUAAUUAGAUGUAGGUUUCUUUGUACACACACGUUCCUCAUUCAUUCAGAGGAGGCUAAAUCCACGGUUGUAUGCGUGUUUUCCUGCACGUUCGUCCUGUGCGAUUAUACGCGAAUUAACGUUCCGUAUGCAAGAUUAAUUGAUUAGUAGCGUAGAAAUUUCUGACUAUUUUUCUGCAAUGAUAUUUUUGUAUCCAUUUGCGAGUAAAUUUUGGCAGGAAGUCGAUGGCAACUACUGAAUGGUUUAAUGCAAUCAAUCAAGCCAGGUCGCGAAUUCACGAAUGUUGGAACGUGAUUAAUAUCGAAGUCGCAUCAAUGAAUCGGACGGAUGUUAUCUUUAUAUAGAGGUGUCACGUAUGAAAUUUUCCGCGCGUUAAGAGAAGUGUAAAAUAAGCGAAUGUCACGUACAAGCAUGAAAUAAACUCGAGCGCGAGACGCACCUCUUGUGAGUCACUCUUUUUCUUCCGAUAUAAUGAAUUAUCUCGCGCACUUUCGACGCUCGUGGCAUCAAUAAAGUAAAGUUUCUUAUUGAUGCGAUUUCCUUAUUGAAUCACGUGUUUACAGCGAACACGAGUUCGCCGCACGGUAGCAUGUGCACUUUUCAUUAUCAUGCAAUUAUCGCUAAUUAUUUAUAUACGAGCGUAACGACCGAAAUGCGAGCAAAAGUUCCAUCACGUCGUGAAACUUCUUUGUAUCGACAUCGAGAAAGGAUCGAGAUCAUCUUUUUGAGAGUUCAUUAUAUAUUCAACAUGCGUUUAUACUUAUAUUUAAAUCGUCGAGAGAGAGAGAGAGAGAGAGAGAGAGAGAGAGAGAGAGAGAGAGAGAGAGAGA
Molecule: messenger RNA, 3189 nt
Organism: Odontomachus brunneus
Lineage: Eukaryota; Metazoa; Arthropoda; Insecta; Hymenoptera; Formicidae
Product: putative ferric-chelate reductase 1 homolog
Exons: 12
Coding region: 16-1962 (648 amino acids)
Molecular function (GO): oxidoreductase activity, acting on metal ions
Source: RefSeq, a predicted model, not a curated record